CUUUCGAGACAUACCCACCUUCGUACCUACCUACUUAAGUUGUUUUUUUAUUAAAUACUACUCUUAUUAAAGUUGUCUUAGCACAGUUUGAUGCCUACCUAUACUUAAAUUAAAAUCUUAACGGAAGUCAACUAACAGUCAGAUUAGAUGUAAAUUAAUCAAACAAAGAAGAAAGUUAAAUUAUCUUUUUAACAAGGUGACUUCUUGAUCAAGAAACUAGGUACCGUAAUACUCUAAGAUACGUAAAAGAUAUGACAACAUGUAGACCUGUCGAAAGUUUCUAAUGUAUUAAAUAAUAAAAACAAUUAGACACUAAUAUUGGUUUCUUUCACUGAAACGAUAAGAUAAGACAAAGUAACUACGUGUUGGGGCCUUUUGAUAACACGACUGAUGUAUAGAAUGCUGUCAAUACGACGAUAUGCUCUCUUACGACUACAAGUUUUAAAAUAAACAAUAUAUUUUUUCAUUUCAAAACAUUUCAGUGCGAUUAUAUUAGUGGUGUUCACAAAGCAAUAUUUUUGCUGAAUCAUGUGAUUAUGACUGAUACGUUAAGUGCAAUUUUACAUGGAUAAUGUCAUUUUACAACUUGAGAAAAUGCAGGAAAAAGAAGAAUAGAUGGAGUUUAAUACAAGAGCGCAUGGAGCGACGUGGCGAUGGCCUCUACUGCUAUCUGUCGUGCUUCUGAACAUCUGUUUGCCGAGUCUCGUGUAUGCUUAUGGAGUAAUAUUAGUACAUUUAGAUGAAUUUCACGUGCCGAUAUGGGUCGGUCUCUCAACUCCUACAAUUUAUAUACUCAUCUACAAUUUUACACAAUGUUGGUUCAGAGAAGCAGCAGACUCCUGGGGUGGAGCGGUCGGGUACCGUGUGAUGGCGACACUAGGCCUUGCUAUGGUGGUGGCUAGCCUUCUCAUCUGCGCGUUUAUUCCUUUCCAUCUUCAGCCACUUGUUUAUGGAAUACUUGGAGGUCUCGGAUCAUCACUUAUAUCAGCACAAGUGGAUGCAGUAGUAUUCGAUACUUAUGAUUCACGAUUAGGAAUUAUUCGCGGUGUAUGUUUGGCUGGUCAAGCAGUGGGUCAAGCAAUGUUCCCUCAUAUCAUAGUAGCACUAAUAGAUGCAUAUGGAUACUCCUACUCAUACAUAGUUCUCGCCGGUAUAAUGCUUCAAACAUUACCAGCGGUUCUAUUACUAAGAGUCGAUGAAAGCAUACAAAGACCAAUUUCCUACUCCAGAUACAGUGACUUGGCGAAAACAUACGCUGUCUUCAGUAACGAAGGGAUGGAUAAGAAUUUCUAUACGAAUGAAUUGCCGCUACAUGAUUUGAGUCAAAAAUAUUGGAAAAGUCCAGAUGACAAUCUGCAUAAAGAACCAGAUUUCUCAGAGGACUUCGAAUACGAUGAUGAUGUAGUCGCUACAAUUACUCCACCACCUAGUCCAGAGGAGAAAAGGAAAAAUAUAUUUGGUGUUGAAAUACUUCCAGAAAUACCGGAAGAAAGUGAAGAGAGCGAAUGCGAGGAAGAAGAAAAAGAUGCGAGUGUGAACAAAAAGCGACUCAGUGUCGCUAUCAAGAGACUGAGUACAUUAGGCGAUAGUUUUGACGAUUGUAUCAGUAAGCAAAUAAGACGAGACUCACAACCUGAUGGUAUCGAACACAAGGAUUAUACUGAAGUAGAAGUGACAUACGAUAAUGUAUCACCAGUAACAGAUAUUCAAAGAGAGAAAAUAUUUAAUUCAUUUAGUUUUCGUUGUCAGUCCGCCUAUGCUAGUAUGCGAAGAAGGAUGUGGAUGCCUUCUUAUAGAAUUUAUACGAUACGAAGGAGACUAACAUUUUUCUUGUACAAUAUCAACGAUACGUUUAUAAAACCACUGACAAGAUCAUUGUCAUGUUGGAAGUUCUAUCCUUCGUUAUUGUUGUAUUUCGCUAGACUGAGUUUAACGUCUGUAGCAAUGGUGUCACUAUCAAAGAUUGCUUCUGAAAUGCAUCCCAGGAUAGCAAUAUCUGAUGCGAAUUUCCUGAUGACACUGUAUGGUUUCACCUGGAUAUGUUUCCUGUUAAGUACACCAUGGCUUGCACAAACGCCUAAACGAAAUUUCAAGUAUGUUGCUCUAGCCGGCGUGGUUAUAUCCACGUUAGGAUGCUUUGUUUUAGCAGAAGCAGACAACCAUGACUCAUUCUCAAUCGGUUGUGUAAUAGCUGGCUUUGGCUAUGGUGCCGUUUCAUGUUGCUGGGAGACAGCAGUGCAAGACUUCGUCGGCGCAAGAAAAUGGCCGAAACUACAUAGCCCUCUGGAAACGAUCUCGGGUACUCUACUAGCUGUGUUUGUUGUAGGAAUAUCUUUCAUAGUCGACGAAGAGAGAGGUUUACAGACCACCAUGUUCAUUUUAGCCAUAACAUUAUCCGUUAUUAGUUUUGUAUGGUUGAUCAUAUCGAUCUGUUACAUUUAUGUAACAAAAUUAAAAUCUGUCAGGAUAGGUAAACGUUGGCUAUUUUGAUAUGUCCGUACAAUAAACGAAUUGAGGUUAAAAUUGUAAUGUAAACAAAGAAACUAGGACAAUGUUGCGGAUAAUGAACUAAAUGUGUUGUUUGUAAAGUUGUGAUAUCGAACAUUAAGUGGAUAAGUAAAUUGUAAUGCAUAAUACUUAGUCAGUAAAUUAUAUUUUAUAAAAUAACGAGUUUAAUUUGAUUUUCGAAUCGAAAGGAAAAUAGGAGGCAGUCUAAAAAUAUUUUUGGUGUCUGUUUUGACUGGUUCUAUAACUCCACCUAACUAAUGCAAAGUUAUAGAAGUUUUGUAUUUAGCGUACCUAUUUGAUAGUAACUGAUGUUAUAAAUAACCUUCCCUUGUCAGAUAACGCCAUUAUUAAAUCUAUGUAACAAUAUAAGUAGUGUGUAACGAAGGUUUACUCUUUCGUGGUAAAAUGAAUCACUAGAAUUAUCCUCGUGUUUCUAUUUUUACUGAUAAAGUUUAUUCAUAAAAAUAUGACAUCUACGUCCAUUGAACUUAUUUAUAUAAUACAUGUAUAAUCUUUAUAGUAAAUAAGGGUUAUAUUUAAAUAAUACAAUUAUUUGUAGUGAGAUGCUAUUGUGUACUUAGCCCGCAUUCUUGCAGUGAUUCAUUUUCCGCAUUGCUAUCAAAAGUUUAAUUUAUAAUGACUCAAAUAUUUUAUUUGUUUAUAUUAGUUUUAAAAUGUGGUAAAAAAAUAAGCUGAAGAUAAUAUCAAGCCCAAAAUAAAUAUUUUUGGGGUUUUCCAUGAAACAUUUUUGUGUCAAGUUUCACAGGUUGCUAGAUUUCAUUGGAAGAUUUAAUCUAUUUUGAUAAUAAUUAAUAUUAGUAUUAUUAGCGGUUACCCCGUGUCUGAGAGACCAUUCCACGUUUAGGUUGUAUUAAUAUGUGGUUAAGAAAUCUACAUAAAAUAAUAAGCGACCGAAAU
This is a messenger RNA of Spodoptera litura, 3426 nucleotides long. RefSeq lists its product as uncharacterized. Gene Ontology annotation, biological process: monocarboxylic acid transport. Lineage: Eukaryota; Metazoa; Arthropoda; Insecta; Lepidoptera; Noctuidae. Gene Ontology annotation, molecular function: monocarboxylic acid transmembrane transporter activity. The record is from RefSeq and is a predicted model, not a curated record.